Hypoxylon fragiforme is the source of this 1720-nucleotide messenger RNA. RefSeq lists its product as uncharacterized. NCBI's taxonomy places the organism in Eukaryota, Fungi, Ascomycota, Sordariomycetes, Xylariales, Hypoxylaceae. The transcript is spliced from 2 exons. The coding region runs from base 319 to 1395 and encodes 358 amino acids. The record is from RefSeq and is a predicted model, not a curated record.
GUGACGAUCCGCUACAACCCGUUGAAAGGUUGAAAGGGAACAAACAGAUAACUAUUAACUUAAACCCGAUAAGACUUUACAUAGUACCUACUACCUAGUAGUCUAGUACUGACUUUCUUUACAUCAUCCAUCUAUCCAUCUGGCCAAGCUGGCCUUCGAAAUCCCAUGGAAACAUUUGACCAACGUUGUUUAAAUACGGUAUCUUGUAUACCGCAUACUUAACCUCUCAUUAAAAUACUGAUCGAAUGAAUGAUCAAAUGAAACCUUGACAGACAUGUUAUAAUUGCAUACAAACCACUACAAGGCUGAACUGACAUCAUGGCGAUUCCUUGGGGGACAAUCAAGUCCCUACUCAUCUUCUUUGGGCCCAUGCUCCUACCUAAAGCCAUCUCCUACUACCGCAGCUUUCGUAAUAAGCCCCAAGUCGCCGGCGUCACGGUGCGCCCGAUCCCUCCCAAGGCCCUCAGAGCUCUUCUCGUCCUCGCUGCCGGCGCCUUCGUCUUCAUCGUCCGCGCGCUCAUCCCCUACUUCUCCCCCGAGAAUAUCUUCGUUCGCACCCAAUCCCGCUUACAGAUCCCGACAGACGUCCUCUUCAACCGUCUGGCCUCGUUGCGCCCGGACAAUAUUCUGACCGACGAUGACAACUCCCUGCGCGCCAAGUUCGUCAAUAUGGAGUCCCGCGCCCUAUACCUCCAUUACGGCCCGGAGGCCCUGGCCCGAUGUCCCUUCUGCACCUCAGACGACCCAGCUUCUUACUUCUACUAUGCGGUCCCGACGCUCCUAAUUCCCCAUCUCGUUAACCUCAUCAUCCUAUCCGUCGCAACCUCCGACUUCCUCGCUGGCCCCGUCGGCCCGAAGUGGCGCACCACUGCCACGGUUCUCAUGAUACUAGGUGUAACCAUCGAUCUGUCCGUAGUGAGUACCUACAACUACCAAGCAAACAUGCGCAUCAACCGUCUAGAGGGCCUCGACCUUUUCUUCUGGACCUCGCGCAUACUCCGGUACCUAGGUCUCGGCGCUCUCGACCUCCUCCUCGCCACGCUGCUAUACCUCUCCAGCACGAACCGCGCCUUCGUGACCCCCAUCAGCGCCGCCGAGCGCGUCGAGGCCAUAACGCGCCAGCUACAGACGGCCAAGGGGCGCAUGAGCGCCAUGGGCAUCAUAAAGAACACCACGAUGCGCGACGAGGCUCUGCGCGAACGCAUCCAGACCUACUGGCAGACCGAGGGGCGCCUCAUGAGCACCGCCUUGGAGGACCGCGAGGUCAUCGAGGGCAUCAACGACGCCCUCCAAAACCGCAUCAAUAUAGAGGAUAUCACGCGCGAUGCCGAGGCCUACUCAAGUUCAGCGAUCCCGCGUCUCGAGGACCUGGCGCCACAGACGACGGUCGGAUGAAAGAGAGUGUGUAUGGGUGUAAUGCCUUCCCCCCUUAUUCACCUACGUACGUACCUUAGUAGGUUAGUAGGUACGGUACAUGGGUACCUAGGUAAACACCUAGCUAGCCCUAGAGGAUAUUUGAUAGAAUGCCUUGUGGCUGUUAUGUAUAACAAGAUAGAAAAAUAGGUACAGCGAAAAGCAAAGCAAAUCAAAUCAACCCCAAAGUAAAGAAAAGGCGAGAUCAUACCCUAGGUACUCUACAUGUACGUACUAUAGCGAUAUGCUAGAUAGAUGAUGGAAAAUCAAAUCAACAACUUUGGUUAAAAACCCAUAUAUAGGUUCC